This is a messenger RNA of Juglans regia (Persian walnut), 474 nucleotides long. RefSeq lists its product as uncharacterized. The transcript has a single exon. NCBI's taxonomy places the organism in Eukaryota, Viridiplantae, Streptophyta, Magnoliopsida, Fagales, Juglandaceae. The coding region runs from base 1 to 474 and encodes 157 amino acids. The record is from RefSeq and is a predicted model, not a curated record.
AUGAUCCAAGAAAGAAUGAAGGCAGCCCAGAACAGGCAGAAAACCUAUGCUGAUAACCGAUGGAGGAAUCUGGAAUUCGCAAUAGGAGAUUGUGUAUACCUCAAAGUAUCACCCAUGAAAGGAGUCAUACAUUUUGGUAAAAGGCGGAAGUUGAGUCGCCGAUACGUAGGACCCUAUGAGGUAAUCAAAAGAGUUGGUCCAGUAGCUUACGGAUUGGACUUGCCAGCAGAGAUUCAGGGAAUAUAUAUUGUGUUUCAUGUGUCAACCUUAAAGAAGAGCUUUGGAGAAAGACGGCCAAUGGUAACGGAGCCCAACGAGAUUUGGCUUCAACCCAACUUGUCUUAUAAAGAAUGGCCAGUGCAGAUUGUGGAUCGCAAGGAACAAGAGUUGAGGAAUCGAAAGAUACCUCUAGCGAAGUACUCUGGAAUAACCCAGAUUUUGAAGAAGCAACUUGGGAAUGAGAGGAUACACUAA